This is a messenger RNA of Lycium ferocissimum, 1528 nucleotides long. RefSeq lists its product as uncharacterized. Bases 144 to 1331 code for a protein of 395 amino acids. Lineage: Eukaryota; Viridiplantae; Streptophyta; Magnoliopsida; Solanales; Solanaceae. The transcript is spliced from 8 exons. The record is from RefSeq and is a predicted model, not a curated record.
UAACUGUUAAUCUGAUAAAACUUUAAUUAACUCUUGGAUAAAACAAACAUUAUAGAGUAUGUCGCCUCUGCUAUCAUCUUAAUCAAGAGAAGAAGGCCCUAAUUGUAGUUUGGAAGUAAUUUUAGUGCUCCAAAUCCAGUAUUAUGGAACCAAAUAAGCAAUGGAUGGAACUUAUUAAUGAUCGAAUUGCUGAUGCUUACAUAGAUGGGGUGGAGAAUUUUUUAGAUUAUGCUUUUACAAGAUUGGGAGAACCGCGCUUGAUACGUUGUCCAUGCAUCAAAUGUGGUAAUGCAACUUCUAGAACACGUCCGAUGGUUAGGUCACAUUUGAUAGUACAUGGGAUAAUACCAAGUUAUACUCUUUGGUAUCACCAUGGGGAGAGUUCAGGUCCAUGUGAAUCUCGAAAGGGCAAAAAAGUCAGAGGAUUGAACAUUUGUAAGAAAGUUUUGCGACUGAAACCUGGAGAAAAGUUAAGAGUCACUUUCUACCAAAAUCGAGUUGUUGGGAUGAACCACGCCUCAUUUACGAGGCACUUGGGUUUGCUAGUUCGUGAUCGUAGUAUGUGCCCGCUGCGGGUACACUCAUGGUUGGACAUCGAAGAACAUAAGCUUGAUCACAUGUGGAAAGCUGUUACUGAUAAAUUUGUCUGUGACAACAUGAAUGAUCAAAAAGAACAUGUCUUACAACAUAUGAGAAGGUUAUGGAAUAACUGGAGAGGAUCACUGCACAAGAAUGUGAAAUCGAAGUCAUUGCACAGGGUUCUAAAAGAUGUGCCGGCGGGAGUACACAAGAGUGAUUGGGAAUGGUUGGUCAAGGAACAUUUUUUAUCUGAUAAAUUUAAGGAAGCAAGUACAAGAAACUCAAUCAAUAGGUCUAAGGUGACUAUGCCUCAUCGUACGGGUAGCAAGCCUUAUAGAGAGAUUAUUUACGGACUGGGAGGCAAAGAUGGUAAUCCACCAGACAUGGCAACUCUUUUCUUUGAGACUCGUAAGAAGGACGACGAGCUUGUCGAACCUGAAACCAUUGAAAAAUAUGCUGAAAUCCAAAAAUUGGUUCAAUCUGAUCCAUCUCUUACAAAUAUUGAAGUCAUAGAAAAGUGCUUUGGACCUCAACGUAAGAGUCAUGUAGUUGGAUUUGGUGGUGGGAUAACUGCUAAAGAGUUGAAAGGUGGUAACUCUUCAAAGGCUGCCUUGUUGGAAGAGCUGAAAACAACUAAAAAAGAAAAGGAAUCACUACAAAAGCGCAUGGAUAUUCUAGAGAGUAAAUAUGAACGGCUUGAACGUAUAGUGCUUGGUCAGCCUUCAUCACCGCCACCAGAAUUUGAAGAUUGAAGAAAUGUCCUCGAAGAAAGUGCAGAGCAAGUUGAAGCGCAUUGUUUUAUUACUGGUGGUGCAGAGACGUUAAUUGUACAUAUGCUAAAAUUUCAUUUUCUCAAUUUUUAGGAUUUGAUGGAUAUAUUAUGUUGGACAUACAUAUUUUUUUCAGUAGUUAAUGUGAUGUUUCAGUUCUUUGCAGCUAACAAUGAAAU